GUAGGUAACAGGACUCCAUCUAUGCGAUCGAUUAUAUUUCAUUCGAAUUAGUAAGAACGCGGCAUAGCAAACGUUACUUUUCAACAUGGCUUCAUACGUGCGUUCUUUAUAUUAUAGGGUGGCAUUACUAUUAGUAUUGGUCUGUUCUUCCUUUCUUGUUGACGCAGUCAAUAGGGAUACGUUUAAAACAUGCGACCAAAGCAGUUUUUGCAGACGCUGCAGAAAAGUUGAACCUGGAAAAACGCCGUAUCAACUGCGGUUAGACACGUUGGUUAAUAAUCGAUCCAGUAUAAGCAUAGAUUUAUUUAAUAAGGAUACGUGGAUUCUCUAUACGUUGCAAUUGACGGCGUUGAAAAAUAAUACAUUCAGACUCCGUAUCAACGAAAAGAAUCCUUUACGUCCCAGAUAUGAACCUGAACAUGCUCUUCAAGACCAACCUCAAACAUCCGAGUUGACACUGGUCGAAAAAACUGUAGAUCAAGUAACUGUAACAAAUGGAGAUAACAAAGUUAUAUUAUAUGCUAAUCCAUUUAGAAUGGACUUGUAUUCUCAAGAUACGUUAGUUGUGUCCGCCAAUGCGAGAGGACUCAUGAGAUACGAGCAUCAUCGUGCAAAGCCUAAGAAACCCGAAGAAGAAGAAACUGCAGAAAAUAUCGAUGUAGCGAAUAAUGAGCAACCUCCGGGCGACGGAGCAGAAAGUGAUCCAGGUGCAUGGGAAGAAAAUUUCAAAACUCAUCAUGACUCGAAACCGUUUGGUCCAGAGGCUGUUGCUUUAGAUUUUAGCUUCCCAGGAGCGGAAUACGCGUACGGUGUACCAGAACAUGCCGAUUCUUUUGCAUUAAAAUCAACUAAACAAGCUCAUCCGUACAGACUGUAUAAUUUAGACGUAUUCGAAUACGAGGUCAACGAAAGAAUGUCACUUUACGGUGCAAUACCUGUUCUUUAUGCUCACGGUAAAGAGAGAACGACCGGUAUUUUUUGGCACAAUGUUGCCGAAACAUGGAUCGAUAUUUUAUCAAGUGCAGACAAUAACGUCGUAGAAAGUAUCGUAAAUUUGGUAUCUGGUUCUAGCAAAAAGUCACAAGUGGAUGCCCACUUCAUGUCAGAAUCCGGCGUAAUCGAUGUAUUCUUCAUGUUAGGCCCUAAGCCUUUAGACGUAUUUAAACAGUACACUGGCUUAACGGGCACAGCACCUUUGCCGCAAAUGUUCACUUUAGGAUAUCACCAGUCUCGUUGGAAUUACAACGAUCAGGAUGACGUGAUACAAAUAGCAGAGAACUUUGACGUGCAUGAUCUACCUCUAGAUGUUAUGUGGCUAGAUAUCGAAUACACCGAUAGUAAAAAAUACUUCACUUGGGACGAACGUAAAUUCCCAAAUCCUCUCGAAAUGAUACACAACUUGACCGCAAAGGGUAGAAAAUUGGUUGUUAUCAUCGACCCGCAUAUUAAACGCGAUAACAGUUAUUUCCUUCAUAAUGAUGCAACGAAACUCGGUUAUUACGUUAAAACGAGAGAUGGAAAGGAUUACGAAGGAUGGUGUUGGCCGGGAGCGGCAUCAUAUUUAGACUUCUUUGAUCCACUAGUACAAGAAUAUUAUAUCAAUCAAUAUAGCUUGGAUAAAUUCCAUGGUACUACUAAUGAUGUGUACAUUUGGAACGAUAUGAACGAACCAAGCGUAUUUAACGGUCCCGAAGUAACUAUGCCUAAAGAUGUAAUCCAUCACGGUGGCUGGGAACACAGAAGCGUUCACAAUAUCAAUGGAUUUCUCAUGGGCAUGUUAACGUACGAAGCUUUAUUCAGAAGAUCAGGAGGCACUCUACGACCGUUUAUUCUAACAAGAUCAUUCUUUGCCGGAUCACAACGUUAUGUGGCUAUGUGGACCGGAGACAAUACAGCUGAGUGGGAGCAUCUUCGUAUCAGUUAUCCAAUGUGUCUUAGCAUGGCUGUUUCUGGAAUGUCGUUCUGUGGUGCGGACGUUGGAGGUUUCUUCAAAAAUCCGGAUUCUGAACUGUUUAUAAGGUGGAAUCAAGCUGGUGCCUGGCUUCCUUUCUAUCGUCAGCAUUCCCACAUCGAAACCAAACGACGCGAACCUUGGACAUAUAACGAUGAAACUACUCAACUGGUCAGGGAAGCCUUCAGAAUGAGAUAUUCCUAUUUGCCAUUAUGGUAUACGCUUUUCCGGGAGCAUGAAACAACUGGUGUCCCUGUGAUACGACCCCUAUGGGCUCAUUAUCCGAGCGAAACAGAAACUUACGCCAUCGACGAUGAAAUAUUAGUCGGUGAUUCUAUACUCGUACGUCCAGUCUUUCAGCCAUCCGUUACGGAUGUUAACGUAUACUUCCCUGGAGAAGGCAAAAUAACCUGGUACGAUGUUGAUACCAUGCAACCGUAUCGUCAGCCAGGCUUGGUCAGUGUUCCUGUAACUCUUCACAAAAUUCCGGUAUUCCAAAGAGGCGGUUCCAUCGUUCCGCGUAAAAUGAGAAUACGCCGUAGCACGGUCGCGAUGAAAAACGAUCCAUACACUUUGGUAGUGAUAACGGAUUCUUCUGGUAAAGCAAACGGCACCUUGUACAUCGAUGACGAGACCAGUUUCGAAUAUCGCCAUGGAAAAUAUCUAUAUUUGAAACUUAAUUUUGAAGGGAAUAAAUUAACUUCCACGUUCAUAGACAAAUUAGCUUCGUAUCAAACGGAGAGCUGGUUAGAAAGGGUAGACAUCGCAAAUCCACCUAAAGGAGUUAAAUCGGCUGUAUUAACUUCGCGCAAUUUGGGAAAAGUUACCUUGGAAACUAAAUACAAUCCAAAUAAUAAUGUAUUAACUGUGCGUAAACCGGGUGUAAAUAUGGGAGAAGAAUGGACUAUCGAACUAAUCCAUUAAAAUUGCAUUUUUAUUCAUCGUACAUUCAGUAAUCAUACAGUAAUGCCAAUUUUCUAUUCACGUAAUUUUGUCAGCUAUCUGUGAUCAAAAUAUCAUUGUAUACCGCAAAAGAACAAAUACAACGUAGAGUUAAUGUAAA
Molecule: messenger RNA, 3014 nt
Organism: Megachile rotundata (alfalfa leafcutting bee)
Lineage: Eukaryota; Metazoa; Arthropoda; Insecta; Hymenoptera; Megachilidae
Gene: GCS2alpha
Product: glucosidase 2 subunit alpha
Biological process (GO): N-glycan processing; carbohydrate metabolic process
Molecular function (GO): alpha-glucosidase activity; carbohydrate binding
Source: RefSeq, a predicted model, not a curated record